Triticum urartu is the source of this 1571-nucleotide messenger RNA. Its product is annotated as disease resistance protein RGA2-like. The record is from RefSeq and is a predicted model, not a curated record. Lineage: Eukaryota; Viridiplantae; Streptophyta; Magnoliopsida; Poales; Poaceae.
UCGCGCCACGUCUUGCCUCUCUCACGCAUGAUAUGUGAGCGUGUUCGUCUCGCUGUGACACACACACCUUCUCCGUAUCAAGAAAAACUCAUGGAGAUUGCCGUCUCCGCGGUGGCAAGCGAGCUAGCCGGCCGGCUCGUGUCUUUCCUCAUCAGCAAGUACAGAGGCCAGGCACGCCCGAACAAGAAGGAGAACCUGGAGUCCCUCCGCCGGCUCCUCCUCAGAGUCCACACCAUCGUCGAGGAGGCCGAGGGGCGAUACAUCACCAACUCACGGAUGCUGCUGCAGCUCAAGGCGCUCACGGAAGCCAUGUACCAGGGGUACGACGCCCUGGACACCCAUGGCCCCCUGGAGCAGAUCGGAGCACAACCGGAGGUGAGCGGCUCCUCACACUCCAUGGAUUUCAGAAGAUUCAGUAGCACACCUGCCAGCCAAGAGGUGCAGACCGCGCUGAGAGCUCUGGAGACCGCCUCUGCGGAGAUGGCCGAGUUCAUCGCGCUCCUAGCAGGCUGCGAGCGCAUGCUCCGCAGCCCGUACAGCUGCUACCUUCACAUCGACAACUUCAUGUUCGGGCGCCGGGUCGAGAGGCAGCGGGUCAUCAACGUCUUGAUGCAGGACGGCCAGCCGCCGCCCGGGGCUCCGACCGUGCUGCCCAUCAUCGGCGGCCGCAGGGUGGGCAAGAAGACGCUGGUGUGGAGCGUCUGCUCCGACGACCGGAUCCGCUCUCGCUUCCCUUCCAUCGUCCACGUCGACGGAUGCGAGAUUCAGAGCAUCGACCGUGGCAGGUUUACCACUACUCCGGUGAGGACUUUGAUCGUCGUCGAGUUCCGGUCGGACGUGGAUGGCAGCGAAUGGCGCGGGUUCCACUCGCUGCUCCGAGCUCUCACCGGCGCAGGGAGCAAGGUGGUGAUCAUAAGCCGGCUCGAGAGGCUAGCAAGGUUUGGAACCGUGAACCUCGUCCGGAUCAACAGCUUCUCACGAGAGGAAUACGGCUACCUUUUCAAGGUCCUCGCGUUCGGGAGCUCCGACCCGGCGGACCACCCGCGGCUGGCCCUGAUAGGGAAGGAGCUGGCGGCGAUGAUGGAGGGGUCGCUCGUGCAUCUGAACGUCUACUCAAGCAUGCUGAGGAACAACCUGAAUGUCCAGUUCUGGAGCCGCGUUCUGAAGCUGUACAGAACGGUCAUGGAGGCGAACCUGUCCGUCUUCGGUGAGCAUCCGAGAGCUCUUCUUGACAAAGGCAGCACCGUGGACAUCACCAGGUUUUCGCCGUCGGCGGCGGCGGCUGCCCCGCUUCGGUUCAUGUUGCUGAUCGGUGGAAGGGGCUCUUCCGGACCAGGACCAGGUGAGUUCCCCAGGAUGACAUUUGGAGAUAUAAUAUCAGGCUCUGUUGUUCUGCCCAUGAAGUUUGAGCUGGUGUGGGAGUCACGGUUGCCCCCGUACACCGUUAUUUCUGGCACCUGUGUCGCAGAGAAGCCUCAACACUCGGCUUCACCGAGGAAGAAACGCCGUACAUAAUGUAUGUUUCUGACGGCCAUUAAUGUGUCAGGACAUCUGCCUCGUGAUGUGAAAAU